Messenger RNA from Acanthosepion pharaonis, 951 nucleotides. NCBI's taxonomy places the organism in Eukaryota, Metazoa, Mollusca, Cephalopoda, Sepiida, Sepiidae. The record is from the annotation of a GenBank genome assembly.
AUGUUUAAACAUCACUAUCUAUCUAUCUAUCUAUCUAUCUAUCUAUCUAUCUAUAUUUGUCUUUUCUUACUUCCUCUCUUUCUCUUUUUGUCCUGUCUAGGGGCUUGGCUGACGAUUAAGUUGAAACUGCUUUCCUUCUUUCUUUCGUCACGAUGGGCUUGGGUGAUGAUUAAGCUGAAACUGCUUUCCUUCUCUCUCUCUUUCAUCUCAGUAUGGCAUCAUUCUCCUUUUGGAUCUUCCUUUCUUUCCUUUUCCCAUAAGUACCUCCUUUUGAGAUCUUUUCUCGCUUUCUUCUUUUAUUUUUCUAUAAGCAUCUGCUCUUGGGACUUGGCUAUCUAUCCAUCUAUCUCAAUUUCAUCAUAUCUAUCUAUCUAUCUAUCUAUCUAUCUAUCUAUCUAUCUAUCUAUCUAUCUAUUAUAUAUCUGUUCAUAUUUAUCUAUCUACCUAUCUGCUCAUAUCUGUCUAUCUAUCACUCAAUCUGUUCAUAUCUAUAUCUAUUUUAAGCACCUCAUAUCUAUCUUCUCCUUAUAUUUAUCUAUAUCCCUAUCUAUUUAUCUAUCUAUAUGUAAUCAUAUCUAUCUAUCUAUCUAUCUAUCUAUCUAUCUAUCUAUCUAUCUAUCUAUCUAUCUAUCUCAAACUUUUCAUAUUUAUCUAUUGAUUGAUCAAUCUCGAUCUCUUCAUAUAUACCUGAAGCUCCUUAUAUCUAUCUAUAUCACUAUCUAUUUAUCUAUCUAUAUGUCUCAUAUUUAUCUAUCUAUCUAUCUAUCUAUCUAUCUAUCUAGAGAGAGAGAUAUAUAUAAUUAUAGCAAUCUCUCUUUCUCUCUCUCUCUCACUUUGUGUUACACAACCAGAUAUGGCACUUUCAGUAGAUCAAGGAUUAGCAUGCUUCAGUCGUGUAGUAAAUUUGAUAUUCACUGGCUGCUCCAUUAUUAUAGCCAUGUGUCAGACUAA